AUCGUGAUGAACGGCACACGGGUUUCAUACUUCACACUUGGAGCAUACUUUGACACAGGUGUUUAUAAAUCCCUGUAUUUCCUCAUUGUUCUCACUGUUUAUAUUGUGAUUCUUUGUGCCAAUGUCCUGCUGAUUGUGGUUAUCUGUGUGAACAGAAGCUUACAUGAACCUAUGUACAUGUUUCUGUGCAGCCUGUUUGUGAAUGAGCUGUAUGGUAGUACAGGGCUGUUUCCGUUCCUCCUGCUUCAGAUCCUCUCUGAUGUUCACACUGUUUCUGCUCCGCUGUGCUUCCUGCAGAUCUUCUGUGUGUACACAUAUGCCAGUGUUGAAUUUUUCAACCUGGCUGUCAUGUCCUUUGACAGAUACCUCGCCAUCUGUUGUCCUCUACAAUAUCGCACACGUAUGACAGAUAACAAAGUCGCCAUGCUCACUGCUCUAGCGUGGUUCUAUUCUUUUCUUGUAAAUGCUUCCAUACUGUCCUCUCUGACUGUCUCUCUGCAGCUUUGCAGGGGCAUCAUUAACAAACUGUACUGUGACAACUAUUACAUUAUCAAACUGGCCUGCUCUGACACUACAAUCAGUAGUGACUUUGGACGUGUUCACAUGUUCACAGUAAUCUUUGGUCUCAUCCUUUUAAUCCUUUACUCCUACAUGAGGAUCCUUAAAGUCUGCUUUUCUGGAUCCAAACAGACGCGACAGAAAGCCGUCAGCACCUGCACGCCUCAUCUUGCUUCUCUGCUCAACUUUUCAUGCGGUGCUUUUUUUGGGAUAGUUCAGAGCAGCUUGAACAUGAAUACUUUACCAACCACGUUUCGUAUUUUUUUGUCACUAUACUAUCUUACAUGCCAACCACUCGUUAACCCUUUACUGUAUGGACUCAAAAUGUCUCAAAUACGCAUGUUAUAUAAAAGUUUGCUCUUCUGGAAAAAAUGA
Molecule: messenger RNA, 933 nt
Organism: Pelmatolapia mariae (spotted tilapia)
Lineage: Eukaryota; Metazoa; Chordata; Actinopteri; Cichliformes; Cichlidae
Product: olfactory receptor 5P66-like
Exons: 1
Coding region: 7-933 (308 amino acids)
Biological process (GO): G protein-coupled receptor signaling pathway; detection of chemical stimulus involved in sensory perception of smell
Cellular component (GO): membrane
Molecular function (GO): G protein-coupled receptor activity; olfactory receptor activity; odorant binding
Source: RefSeq, a predicted model, not a curated record